AGGUUUGGGAAAGAAUCCGUGGAAUUCAUUUCCUGUGGAAGUCCGUGGAAGUUGCGCAGCGAUGCGGGCGCUGUGUCUCAGGAUGAGAAGUAACUGAGCAGCUUUUAUUUGUGCAUUAUUAUUAUUUUUUAUUUGUAUUAUUGUCAUCAUCAUUUCAGAGCGGAAUAAACCUCCGGGAAUGGCUGAACCCUUACUGAAGCGGACUUUGUCCAAACUCCGGGGUAAAGACAGAUCCCGUCGCAAAACGGACCCCCGACUUAACGAUGGACCAAAGAAGGCCGAGCUCAUCCACAGCUCUUCAUCGUCCUCAGUGACCGAGGUGGAAGUAGAAUUCACAAGACACACACAGAUCACAGUGUCCAAAAAACAGAACUGGGCCAAACUCUCAUCCAUCUCCCGGGAUGUGGACCAGCUCCCAAGUCUGAACUCGGUGUCUCAAGUGCGUGAAAGCUGUUCCAGCAAGGUCCAGGCUUCCAAACAGGCCUCUAUUAAGGAGAAUGGGUUUGAGGGGAGAUGGAAGGAUGGAACCUACCCCAGAGCUUGCCAGAAGGCCGACAUGGCUGACUGUGCUGACAUGGCAGAUACAGGUCUUCCAGAGUUAGUGACGCCUCCAGUCACAGAGUACUGCAACUCCUUGGGUAUGAGUAAGCUUUCUGGACAGGGAGUCUACCUUCAGCACCUGGAGAGGAGUAGUCGUGCUUGGGUGCUGUCCUCAGGAAAGGCCCAGGCUCCGGAUGAGGCCUACACAGCUAGCUUUACAGAGCGAAGGCAUGUGACUGAAAGUGAGAGCAACAUUUGGUACAACCCAAUCCCAGAGGAAGAGGACGGCCGGGUCAGUGGAGAGAAGUUGAAGGAGAAAGAUAUAGUCGAAGAUCCAUGGAGAAGGAGAGAGAUAGAGAGGGCGCCAGAGGAGUUCAGAGAUGUUCUUCAGCAGUCUUGUCACCCCGACGCUCCGUAUCUGUGCAGCAGCAACAGAGGUGCUAGUUGUGGCAGUGACGGUGCUAGCAGGGCUGCUAGCGGUCCAGCAGGCCCUUCUGGAAGCCCUGGAGCACAAGUGAAAAGCUUAGGAGGAAACCCAAGCAACAGCAGCAGCAUGAUGGAUAAGAUUAAAUCUCCCGGCACAGUACGGCGUCUCUCUAUGAAGAUGCGCAAGCUCCCAGAACUGCGUCGUAAGCUCAGUCUGCGCUCGUCACGUAACCAACGGCACGUUCAAGGACAAGGGGGUGGCGGUGAUGUGCCAGGGGGUGCUGACGAGGUGUCACCACCUAACACGUGUAAAGAAUCUUCCAACAACGUCAUCAGCAGGUACCAUCUGGACACCAGCGCUCCUGCCAGACCGAGGCGUCGAUCUUCGCGCAUGCGUUCUGCUAGCAAAGGUGGUUACCUUAGCGACGGUGACUCUCCAGAGCUUCUGCCCAAGCAGGAUUCGAGUCAGGGUUUAACUGGCAGGUCUCAGGGAUCAGGACAAGAGACACAGGAGUCGCCACAAGCUCCUCCACACUGCAGAUGGCAGGAUACAGUCGGGUCAUUCCGGCCUUACACUCUAGCAGAGCAACCGAGGUGUGCCCAGAGAGUGUCAGGCCUCCUCACAGUGCAUCUGCUUGGAGUCUCUGAUCUCGUGCGAUCUCGCACCGCUAAAGACGUCUUCUGUGCCAUCCAGGUGGACGGAGUGACACGAGCUCGCACCGCUUUGCUCACAUGUCAGGAGACGUCACUCUCGUUAAACCACACCUUCAACCUGGAGCUGGAGCGAGCACGCAUGCUGAAGCUAAUUGUACUCACACCAAAUGCUAAUGCCGUGGAAGGAUCCACAGGCCCCAGUGGUCAAGCACGCAACCGGGUAUGCUGCCUCGGUGCUGUAGCAAUUCCUCAUUUGUUUAAAGCCUCCCGGACUCAGCAGCUGUGUGUGAAGCUGGAGCCGAGGGGUUUGCUGUAUGUAAAGCUGACCCUGUUGGAGCAGUGGGAGGCGCCGACGCCCCGCCUUAGCGAGCUCCCGCCUCCGUCUGUGUUCGGAGUGGAGCUGCGCCGCCUGGUGGAGAAAGAGGCCUGCGUUCCCAAAGUGCCUCUUCUCAUUCAGAAAUGUGUGGCUGAGAUUGAAAGGCGAGGACUCAAGGUCGUGGGUCUGUAUCGUCUUUGCGGCUCUGCAGCUGUUAAAAAGGAGCUACGUGAUGCAUUUGAGAAAGACAGCUCGUCCAUCACUCUCGAUGAAGAGCUGUACCCCGACAUCAAUGUCAUAACAGGUAUUUUGAAGGAUUAUCUGCGUGAGCUGCCAUCACCACUCAUCACGCGGACUUUGUAUGAGGUGGUUUUGGAAGCCAUGUGUGUGAGACCUGCCUGCAGGAACGACAACACACACAGAUCACACAACACUGUCACUCUGCUGCAGUGUCUGCCUGAACCAGAAAGGGCCACGCUGUCACUCCUGCUUGAUCAUCUCAGUCUGGUGGCUUCCUACAGUGACUGUAAUCUGAUGACGUGUCAGAACCUCGCUGUGUGUUUCGGCCCUGUUCUGCUCACUCCGACGCAGGACUCAUGGAAAGCAGCAGGACCUGGCACUUUCCCAUCUGCUCCUGCACGACUUGGGUGCAGCCUGGGAGGAAGAAGCUUCACACAGCCCAGCAUGGAGAUGGCCAGCGCUGUGGACUUUAAGCGGCACAUUGAGGCCCUGCACUACUUGCUGCAGCUCUGGCCGAUUCCAACAGGAAGAGUGACUGCUCAAUCGUCCUAUCGUUUAGAAGACGAAGAAGCUCCUGCUCCUCCUUCUCAGAAUCCCCUGCAGCGGCCGUUGUUACACGUGGAGUUGCCGUCGCCGCAGGACGUGGCGGUGGUGUCACGCAGGGGGCGUGGCCGCCUGGAAAGCCCUCCCUGUAAUCGCUACGCAGGUGACUGGAGCGUGUGCGGGCGGGACUUCCUGACCAACAACGACGCGGAUUACGACGAGGUGGCGGGCAGCGAGAGCGAUGAGGACGAGGCGAAGAAAAAGGACUGGGAGUACACGGACGAUUUUGCGCUGGACUUUGACGCGCCGUUUACAUGCAGACUGAGUCUGAAGGACUUCGAUAACCUCAUUUCCGAUCUGGAACGGGAACUCGCCAAACAGAUCAACAUCUGCCUGUGAGCACUGCCUCCAUGUAAACACUGUAUCUGCACUGCAUUGAAGGCAUUCAAAGGCAGGGAAUUAUGGAUUUUUGACAUGAUGUGAUUUGAACGAUAAUUGGCUCAGAUAGAUAGUGGUUGAUCAGCCAACACAUGAUGUGCCUUUUAACAGGCAAUGUGUUUAUUGAAUAAUUUUUUUUAUUAGUUUUGCCCUGAAGCUAUGAGCCUAUUCUAGCUAAAGUCAUAAAAUCUCAUGAUAUAACAAAAAAUUUAUCUUAUUUUAUUUAACAAACAUUAAUCACAGACCAACAUGCUGAUAUGUUUUUACACUUUACUUGGGAGUUGGUUGCUUAGUGGUCAAUGCAUUAGACAUUUUGAUCGAAAAGUCACGAGUUUAAAUCCAAGCCACUCCUCAAGCUGCCACUCCUGAGCCCCUGAGCAAGGCCCUUAACUCCAUAGCUGCUCAGUUGUAUUAAUGAGAUGAAUGUAAUCUCCUAUCAUAUAUACAUCGUAUGAGCAUGAUGAGUUUUCCCUGCUUGUUAGGUACAUCAUUCUUACAGGAGCUCCAUAGAAAGAUUCAAGACCUUGAUUGUGUACAUAAUGAAAGACCCAAUGCUGAAAAAAAUCCACUGCAGAUACAGGUGAUCACAUGGGCGGUUUAUGAUGAAGGUCGACGACAAGCAGGUUCUUCUGCUUUAGUAAAGUGUGAAUGAAGGUUUAUUUAAUAAGAAUACCCAGACAGAGAGGUCUGUAGGGCAAGUCAAAUCCUGCAGAGUCUUUAGAUGAACUUGAUUCACCUUAAAAAUUACAAAAGUUAUUACAUUCGUUUGCUAGGGAUUCCUUAGAUAAUUCUGGUCUGAUGUCAUUAUAAUUAAACAAAUCCUUAAAAUCA
Silurus meridionalis is the source of this 3988-nucleotide messenger RNA. RefSeq names its product rho GTPase-activating protein SYDE1. Bases 179 to 3118 code for a protein of 979 amino acids. NCBI's taxonomy places the organism in Eukaryota, Metazoa, Chordata, Actinopteri, Siluriformes, Siluridae. Gene Ontology annotation, biological process: signal transduction. The record is from RefSeq and is a predicted model, not a curated record. The transcript has 8 exons.